CGCCCGUUCCGAAAACGGCGUCUCGGGUUCGCAGGCAAACAUCCCCGCGCUGAUCUCUUUGAGACCGAUCCGGCGCCGGCCGUGCAGAUAGUCGGUGGUGGUAGAUGGCCGGCUCGACCGUUGCACCCUUUCCGAAAAUGGCGUUUCGAGAUAGCAGGCGAACGUCUCUCCGCUGAUCCCUUUGCGAUGGAUCCGACGCUGGACAUGUAA
Molecule: messenger RNA, 210 nt
Organism: Dibothriocephalus latus
Lineage: Eukaryota; Metazoa; Platyhelminthes; Cestoda; Diphyllobothriidea; Diphyllobothriidae
Source: the annotation of a GenBank genome assembly